AUGUUAUCCUCCUUUGGGAUUUUAUUGAGUAGUGCUGAAUUUUAUUCCUCGGUGCAUAAAAUGUCCAUUGUGAUGGAUUUUGAAGUGAAAAUGUUAGAAAAUAUGCAAAAGUUCAUAGGGAAAAAUCAAAAUAAAUUAAAUUAUAUAAAAGAGCGUUUGUCCGAGUAUGAGCGAGAACGUGAAGAGGCCAUGAGCCAAGGCCCUGUCUACUUUGAAAAUCCUGUGAAUAAAUAUUUGCUGAACAAAAGAUUAACCGUUGAUUGGGAAAGGCUUGAGAAUGUUUUGCAGUACAAAGAAGGAGAGAAAACUCUAAAAAGGAUCGAAAACACAAUUGUUAAUACAACAGAAUUAGACGGAGCUUUGGAAGGUGUCUUACGCCUACAUGAUGUUUAUCGCCUUAAUGCCUCCGAUAUUGCCAGUGGCUUGCUGCAGGGUGUACAAUAUGAUGUUCAGUUUCAAGCCCGCCAUUGUUUUGACUUGGGUAUAAAGGCUCUGGAUAUAGAGUUUCCCAAACUUGCCUAUGCUUGGUUCAUGGAGGCCCUAAGAAGAUCUUCGAACGAUGAAAAUAUUAACAAAUUGGAUAUUGAGUUGGCUAUAGCUAGCACAAAAUUAAAAUUGGGUGAUGUAAAGGGGGCCAAUGCAACCUUUACCGAAUUGGUCUCUUUGCAUCCGCAUAAUGAAAAGGUGGCAAAAGUAUUUGAAGAAUUUGUUAAAACUUCAAUUGGUCAGCCUGAAUAUACAGUGGAUUACAGCACGGAACACUUUCCUCCCCCAGAGGAUAUUCAAACUGCUCCCCGUCAUGAUCUCUUCAAAUUUACCUGUUCGGGUCUAUUGAAAAAGCAACCGCGGGAGGAACGCGAAUUGCGUUGCGGUUAUUUGGUCGAAACACAUCCCUUCCUUUGGAUAGCUCCCAUCAAGGUUGAAGAAUUAAAUCACAAUCCCUUAUUGGUUGUCUUCUACGAUGUAUUAUCGGAUAAGGAAAUCGAAACCAUACGUCAACUGACCAAGGAAAUCGAACGAGCCACUGUAAUGAGCAAUAAGGGUAACAUAGUGUCAAGUGUGCGAACAAGUCAAUUUCAAUUUAUACCAGUGACCAGACAUCCCAUAUUGGCUACUGUAGAUAGACGCGUCGAGGAUAUGACGAAUUUGAAUAUGAAAUGUUCCGAAGAACAUCAAUUUGCCAAUUAUGGCAUAGGCGGGCAGUAUAGUGAACAUCAUGAUUAUUUUGAUUUUCCAGAGGUAGGAAAUCGUAUUGCAACUGUUUUGUUUUAUCUCAGUGAUGUGGAACAGGGUGGCGGUACUGCCUAUCCCCAAAUGAAGCAAUUGGUUAUGCCCAAAAAGGGAGCUGCUGCUUUUUGGUAUAACUUACAUGCCUCAGGAAAAUUUGAUGUUCGUACUCUGCAUGGUGCCUGCCCUAUUAUUGUGGGCUCCAAAUGGGUACAAAAUCGCUGGAUUCGUGAAAAAGACCAAAUGGAUCGCAGACCUUGUUACAAAUUCGAUGAUUCUCUAUACCAUUAA
This is a messenger RNA of Stomoxys calcitrans (stable fly), 1518 nucleotides long. RefSeq names its product prolyl 4-hydroxylase subunit alpha-2. Gene Ontology annotation, molecular function: procollagen-proline 4-dioxygenase activity; L-ascorbic acid binding; protein binding. NCBI's taxonomy places the organism in Eukaryota, Metazoa, Arthropoda, Insecta, Diptera, Muscidae. Gene Ontology annotation, cellular component: endoplasmic reticulum. The coding region runs from base 1 to 1518 and encodes 505 amino acids. The transcript is spliced from 8 exons. The record is from RefSeq and is a predicted model, not a curated record. Gene Ontology annotation, biological process: peptidyl-proline hydroxylation to 4-hydroxy-L-proline.